Molecule: messenger RNA, 5591 nt
Organism: Dipodomys spectabilis (banner-tailed kangaroo rat)
Lineage: Eukaryota; Metazoa; Chordata; Mammalia; Rodentia; Heteromyidae
Gene: Mrc2
Product: mannose receptor C type 2
Exons: 30
Coding region: 87-4526 (1479 amino acids)
Molecular function (GO): signaling receptor activity
Source: RefSeq, a predicted model, not a curated record
GCACAGCUCCGAGCCCGGGCCGCAGCCGCGCGCCGUCUCCCCGCGCGCCCUCGCUCCCCGCAUCCUCUGCGCGCCGCGCGCGCACCAUGGGCCCCGUGCGGCCGCCCCCGGCGCCCUGGCCUGGUCACCUGCUGCGCUGCGCCCUGCUCCUCGGGGGGCUGCGCCUCGGCCGCCCCAGGGAUUCCACCGCCGCCCUCCCGGAAGCCGACAUCUUCCUCAUCUUCAGCCAUGGACUGCAAGGUUGUUUGGAAUCUCAAGGUGCAAAGGUCCGAGUCACCCCAGCCUGCAACACCAGUCUCCCAGCCCAGCGCUGGAAGUGGGUCUCCCGGAACCGGCUUUUCAACCUGGGUGCCAUGCAGUGCCUUGGCACGGGCUGGCCAGGCACCAACAGCACAGCCUCCUUGGGCAUGUAUGAAUGUGACCGGGAGGCCCUGAGUCUCCGCUGGCAGUGCCGCACCCUGGGGGACCAGUUGUCCCAUCUGCUAGGGGGCAGCGUAGGCAAUGCAUCCAAGCCUGGCCCCCUGGAGCGCGGAGACCACACCCACAGUGGCCAGUGGCGUAUCUAUGGCAGUGAGGAGGAUCUGUGUGCUCGGCCCUACUAUGAGGUCUACACCAUUCAGGGGAACUCCCACGGAAAGCCAUGCACCAUCCCCUUCAAAUAUGAUAACCAGUGGUUCCACGGCUGCACCAGCACAGGCCGCGAAGAUGGGCAUCUGUGGUGUGCCACCACCCAGGACUAUGGCAAAGAUGAGCGCUGGGGCUUCUGCCCCAUCAAGAGUAAUGAUUGCGAGACCUUCUGGGACAAGGACCAGCUGACCGACAGUUGCUACCAGUUUAACUUCCAGUCCACGUUGUCCUGGAGGGAGGCCUGGGCCAGCUGCGAGCAGCAGGGGGCAGACCUGCUCAGCAUCACUGAGAUCCACGAGCAGACCUACAUCAAUGGGCUCCUCACAGGCUACAGCUCCACACUGUGGAUUGGUCUUAAUGACUUGGACACCAGUGGAGGCUGGCAGUGGUCAGACAACUCGCCCCUCAAGUACCUCAACUGGGAGAGUGAUCAACCAGACAACCCAAAUGAGGAGAACUGUGGCGUGAUCCGCACUGAGUCCUCAGGCGGCUGGCAGAACCGUGACUGCAGCAUCGCACUGCCCUACGUGUGCAAGAAGAAGCCCAACUCAACCACUGAGCUGACCCCUCCAGACAGGUGGGCCAACGUGAAGGUGGAUUGUGAACCGAGCUGGCAGCCCUUCCAGGGCCACUGCUACCGCCUGCAGGCUGAGAAGCGCAGCUGGCAGGAGUCUAAGAAGGCGUGUCUUCGGGGUGGAGGUGACCUGCUCAGCAUCCAUAGCAUGGCUGAGCUGGAGUUCAUCACCAAGCAGAUCAAGCAAGAGGUGGAGGAGCUGUGGAUCGGCCUCAACGACUUGAAACUGCAGAUGAAUUUCGAGUGGUCCGAUGGGAGCCUUGUCAGCUUUACCCACUGGCAUCCUUUUGAGCCCAACAACUUCCGGGACAGUCUAGAGGACUGUGUCACCAUUUGGGGGCCGGAAGGUCGUUGGAAUGACAGUCCCUGUAACCAAUCCUUGCCCUCCAUCUGCAAGAAGGCCGGCCAGCUAAGCCAGGGGGCUGCUGAGGAGGACCAUGGUUGCCGGAAGGGUUGGACAUGGCAUAGCCCAUCCUGCUAUUGGCUGGGAGAAGACCAAGUGACUUACAGCGAGGCUCGGCGCCUGUGUACUGACCAUGGCUCUCAGCUGGUCACCAUCACCAACAGGUUCGAGCAGGCCUUCGUCAGCAGCCUCAUCUACAACUGGGAAAGCCAGUACUUCUGGACAGCCUUGCAGGACCUCAACGGCACUGGCUCCUUCCACUGGCUCAGUGGGGACGAAGUCAUGUACACCCACUGGAAUCGGGACCAGCCUGGGUAUAGCCGUGGGGGCUGUGUGGCCCUGGCCACGGGGAGUGCCAUGGGACUGUGGGAGGUGAAGAACUGCACCUCAUUCCGGGCUCGCUACAUCUGCCGGCAGAGCCUUGGCACACCAGUGACACCAGAGCUGCCCGGGCCAGACCCCACACCCAGCCUUGCUGGCUCCUGUCCGCAGGGCUGGGCCUCAGACACUAAACUCCGGUACUGCUAUAAGGUAUUCAGCUCAGAGCGGCUACAGGACAAGAAGAGCUGGAUCCAGGCCCAGGGGAACUGCCAGGAGUUGGGGGCCCAGCUGCUGAGCCUGGCCAGCUACGAAGAGGAACACUUUGUAGCCAACAUGCUCAACAAAAUCUUUGGUGAAUCAGAGCCGGAGAUCCACGAGCAGCACUGGUUCUGGAUUGGCCUGAACCGUCGGGACCCUAGAGAGGGUCAGAGUUGGCGCUGGAGUGAUGGCCUCGGGUUCUCUUACCACAAUUUCGACCGGAGCCGGCACGACGAUGAUGACAUCCGGGGCUGUGCAGUGCUUGACCUGGCCUCCCUGCAGUGGGUGGCCAUGCAGUGCGAGACGCAGCUGGACUGGAUUUGCAAGAUCCCUCGAGGCACGGAAGUGCGGGAGCCUGAUGUCAGCCCACAAGGCCGGCGGGAGUGGCUGCGCUUCCAGGAUGCAGAAUACAAGUUUUUCGAGCAUCACUCCACGUGGGCGCAGGCGCAGCGCAUCUGCACGUGGUUCCAGGCCGAGCUGACCUCUGUGCACAGCCAGGAUGAGCUGGAUUUUCUGGGGCACAACUUGCAGAAGUUCUCUCGGGGCCAGGAGCAGCACUGGUGGAUCGGCCUGCACACCUCUGAGAGUGAUGGGCGCUUCAGGUGGACAGAUGGCUCCAUUAUUAACUUCAUCUCCUGGGCAGCAGGCAAACCUCGGCCCCCAGGGAAAGAGAAGAAGUGCGUGUACAUGACAGCCAGCCGAGAGGACUGGGGGGACCAGAGGUGCCUGACAGCCUUGCCCUACAUCUGCAAGCGCACCAACAACACGGGGCAGACACAACUCCCUGACCUGCCACCUCCAGCCCUGGGGGGCUGCCCUUCUGGCUGGAGCCAGUUCCUCAACAAGUGUUUCAGAAUCCAGGGCCAGCACCCCCAGGACCGGGUGAAGUGGUCAGAGGCACAGUUCUUUUGUGAGCAGCAAGAAGCCCAGCUGAUCACCAUUGCAAAUCCCUUAGAGCAAGCGUUCAUCACAGCCAAGCUACCCAAUGUGACCUUUGACCUCUGGACUGGCCUCCAUGCCUCACAGCGGGACUUCCAGUGGGUGGAGCAGGAGCCUCUGCUCUAUGCCAACUGGGCACCGGGGGAGCCCUCUGGCCCCAGCCCUGCUCCCAGCGGCAACAAACCGACCAGCUGUGCGGUUGUCCUGCACAGCCCAUCGGCACACUUCACUGGCCGCUGGGAUGACCGGAGUUGCACUGAGGAGGCCCACGGAUUCAUUUGCCAGAAGGGCACAGACCUUUCCCUGAGCCCAUCCCCAGCAGCAUCGCCCCCUGCCCCCGGCACGGAGCUCUCCUACCUCAAUGGCACCUUCCGGCUGCUGCAGAAGCCUCUGCGCUGGCAUGAUGCCCUCCUGCUGUGUGAGAGCCGCAACACCAGCCUGGCCCACGUGCCUGACCCCUACACCCAGGCCUUCCUCACACAGGCUGCCCGAGGCCUGCGGGUGCCACUCUGGAUCGGGCUGGCCAGUGAGGAGGGGUCCCGGCAGUACUCCUGGGUCUCAGAGGAGCCCCUGAGCUAUAUGAACUGGCAGGAUGGAGAGCCCCAGCACUCAGGGGGCUGCACCUACCUGGAUGUAGACGGGGCCUGGCACACCACCAGCUGCGACACCAAGCUGCAGGGAGCGGUGUGCGGAGUUAACAGGGGGCCACCUCCUCCCCGAAGGAUAAACUAUCACGGCAGCUGUCCCCAGGGGUUGGCUGACUCUGCGUGGAUCCCCUUUAGGGAGCAUUGUUACUCCUUCCACAUGGAGUUGCUGCUGGGCCACAAGGAGGCGCUGCAGCGCUGCCAGAGAGUGGGUGGGGCAGUCCUGUCCAUUCUGGAUGAAAUGGAGAACGUGUUUGUUUGGGAGCAUCUGCAGAGCUCGGAAGGCCAGAAUCGGGGUGCUUGGCUGGGCAUGAACUUCAACCCCAAAGGAGGCACACUGGUCUGGCAGGACAACACAGUGGUGAACUACUCUAACUGGGGAUCCCCUGGUCUGGGCCCCAGUAUGCUGAGCCACAACAGCUGCUACUGGAUCCAGAGCAGCAGUGGGCUAUGGCGCCCUGGGGCCUGCACCAACAUCACCAUGGGCGUUGUCUGCAAGCUCCCUCGAGUGGAGGAGAGCAGCUUCUCCCCAUCAGCUGCGCUCCCUGAGAACCCAGCUGCUCUGGUGGUGGUGCUGAUGGCGGUGCUGCUGCUCCUGGCCCUGAUAACUGCAGCCCUUAUCCUCUACCGGAGGCGACAGAGCGUGGAGCGUGGGGCCUUCGAGGGCGCCCGCUAUAGCCGUAGUAGCUCUGGCCCUGGCGAGGCCACUGAGAAGAACAUCCUGGUAUCGGACAUGGAGAUGAAUGAGCAGCAGGAAUAGAGCCACGGGUGUAGUCAGGGCCAUGAUCAAGCGCUGGGGAGGCGGGGCCCCAGGACAGCCAGGAUCCCCCCCCAGCCAAUGGAGGGGAGGCCCUGGGAGUCACUGUUGGGAGCUGGGGCUGGGGGGACAGGCCUGGGCUGGGGGAGGGCUCCUACUCUCCUACAAAGGCUGGGCUGACACCCAGAUGGGUACAGCAUGGAGAUUUCCUUUCUGGGGGCCUGAGGUCUUGUCACCUGGGCACAGGUCCCUGUAGUAACCAGAGGCAGGUUAGGGAGGGCCAAGGAGAGCCUCUUCUUACCUCCCCAGCCCCCCCAGCCCAGGCCUAAUGACACCCCCACCCCCAAUACCUCUUCCUUGUAGACCUAGAGGCCUGUGCUGGCCCCUCAGCAGCUCCCUGCCGCUUCUCCUCUCCUGCCUGGCUGUCUCAGCUCAGUGACCCUCGCCCUGCCUUUCUCCUAGCCCCUCUUGAACCAGGGCUCUGAAGUCAGGGAGCUCCUUAGCUCAUAGUGAGGGUCAGCUGAUGGCUGAGCAUCUGUCACUAUGGCUGGAGUGGCCAUGGGGUGUGAUAGGAGGGGCCUGGGUAGGUGGACCCCAGAAUGGGCACCAGUGUGCUUUUUGCUGGGGUGGAGACAUGACUUGGGGGAGACAUUCCAUUCACCCCGUGGGGAGCUAGGCUGAGUUGGGGUGUCAUCUCCUGCCGGAUGGGGGGAGGGUUAUGUCCCUGAAAGAGUCCCCUGUGGGGACCAAGAUCCCUAAUCAGCUCCUAAUCAGCGCCUGCUCUGGUUUGGAAAGAGGUGCCAGGGUCCAAGAGGCCUGGGAGAAGCAGCGGGAGCCCAGGACGAUGCCAGGUGCCACCCUCUAGUGGAACUCAGAGGAACCGCGCCCCAGCUUCUGGGGAGGGUCUCAGCCGGCCACCAAGGAUGGAGUGUGGAAACAAUGUGAACACUUGAAAACAUGGUCCCUUUUAUUAUUUUUUUGUAGUUCUUAAUUUUUUUAAUGUGCCCUUAUUCUAAAAGAGUAAAAAGUCAAAAAGAAAAGCAAACCAAUAAAACACCUUCCAGAGGC